Molecule: messenger RNA, 970 nt
Organism: Anarrhichthys ocellatus (wolf-eel)
Lineage: Eukaryota; Metazoa; Chordata; Actinopteri; Perciformes; Anarhichadidae
Product: sepiapterin reductase-like
Exons: 3
Coding region: 1-645 (214 amino acids)
Biological process (GO): tetrahydrobiopterin biosynthetic process
Molecular function (GO): sepiapterin reductase (NADP+) activity
Source: RefSeq, a predicted model, not a curated record
AUGACGUCUCUUCCUCACAUGGAACCCUCUUUUCAUUUUGUGAUCUUGUUGCUUUCUCUUAAGAAUGUUUGUGUAACAGUUGUUGGUGGAAACACUCACACGGUAUGUUUUGAGGAUGGAGACACACAAGCAACACUAGUAACCCUUCCUUUCCUCUUCCCAGGCUCUCUGGGGGAUGUGUCCCGCUAUGCCAAAGCCUUCACCGACAUGGCCGAGGUGGACUCUUACUUGUCUCUCAAUGUCAGCUCCUCCCUGUGCCUCACUGCCAGCGUCCUGCAGGCUUUCCCACAGCGUCCAGGUCAGCAGCGCACCGUGGUCAACAUCACGUCACUGUGCGCUCUGCAGCCUUUCCGCUCCUGGGUGCUGUACUGCACCAGCAAAGCUGCCCGAGAGAUGAUGUUCAGGGUGCUGGCUGAAGAGGAGCCGGACCUCCGGGUGCUCAGCUACUCCCCAGGGCCUCUGGACACAGACAUGCAGAUGUUGGCCAGAUCCAGAACAGCUGAUCCCAGCAUCAGGAAGUCUUUUUCAGACAUGUCCGCUCAGGGCCAGCUGCUCACCUGUGAGGCGUCCUGUGCCAAGCUGAUGAAGCUCCUUCUGGAAGACAACUACACGACGGGAGCUCACGUUGACGUCUAUGACGUCUAGACACAGCAUGAGUGCUUACAGAUUAUUUCUAUGUGUGCCUUGAUUUUGAUUGAAACUCUACUGAUUUAUAUCUGCCACUUACCUCUUAUGCUACAGUUCUAUGUGGAGAACUUCACUGUCAGUCUUACUUCUGUAGGGUAUAGCCUUCAAUUUUGACAUGGACCAAUAUGACAGCCUGAAUACCAAACUGAUGUUCAUCAAAUGUACGUUCAAAACAUUCCAGGACAGAAAUUCACUCUCCACGCGGCCAGCAUUCUCUGAGCACCGGCAUCUUCUUUCAGCUGUCUUUAAUGAGGAGAGAGAAGCUGCGGCUGCAUAGAGAAAA